UAUCUUUCUAAAAUAAAAACUUUGGUUACAUAUUUAAUCACACACAAAAAAAAGGAUGUUGGGUUGAAUUUAUAUUGUAUAAAGGUGGAUGGUUUUUUUCAUGAUUUUGGAUUCAAGAACAUGGGACAUUAUCAUGGUUCUAGGAUUCUUUUACACUUUCUCUUCAUUAUCACUUUCAUUCUUGUAUCUUUUUGCUGUACACACAUUUUGUUUGGUGAUGUCUCAUUGAAUGCUACAAAGUAUUUGACUAGUAUUCAUGGUUUUAAAAAGCUACAUUAUUUGCAUAAAAAUGGGGAUGGCAAAGAAAGUGAAAGUGGGAAGAUCUCUGGAGAAAAGCAAGUCUUUAUUGUGGAAAAGUUCAGAACUUUACUUGGACUGAGGAAUUUCAACUCAAGAAAUGGUGAUUUUGCAUAUAUUUCAACAUCACCUUCACCUUCUCCAUCACCUUCAAUUGCACCUGAAGCUCCAGCUCCUUCUCCGGCGCCACGAAUUCAUCGGCAUUCUCAUCGACAUUCUCAUCACAAUCCCUUUAUCCCAGCUGGCCUCGGGAUAAAGGAAAGAAGGAGAAAAAAUAAUACUAGUAGAGUUUUAGCAGUUGUUCUUGUUUCUGCUGGGAUUUCAACUGCAUUGUGUGCAAUUGCCCUUUUCUUUGGCUGCAAAAAGUUCAGAAAACAAAGAAAGAAAACAACAAGAUCAGUUUCACUAUUCAGCAGUGAAGCAGGAAGUGUAUGUAGAUCAAGGUAUGCUAGUUCUCAGAAUUCAGUAAAGAAGGUAAGUUCUGAUCCAGGCCCUGACCUUUUUUACCUUGAUUCACUAGAAGUUGCUCUAGAAUCAUCAGAGCCAAUUUGCUUAAAACAAAAUUCUGUAACUGAAAAGAUUUACUCAAGUGAAAAUAUAGCAAACAGUACAUUGAGCGAGAAAGCAGAACCAGAGCAGGAAAUCAGUGUGUCAAAGCCUGAUGGUGAUAAUAAAUGUUUAAGUGUUGGAGAAAUUGUGUGUAUUUAUGAGAGUGCUGAUUCAGUUAAGUGUGAAAUUGAUGAUUGUAACUCUUCCAAUGGUGACAAAAUAGUUCCUGAGGAAGCUCAUUCAUCAGAUGAUGAAUUAUUUCAUUCUUUGUGUAAUUCGCGUUCGUCUAGUACUAGACUAUCCAAUGUUUCAGCUAGUAGUCUUAUUGAAACCUCAGAGUUUAUGCCUCAAGAUGAAUCAAAAGUAUCACAUUGUUCUACAUCCUCCUCAGCACAUUUGUCAACUCCACCCCUGCCGCCCCCACCGCCUCCUUUGCCUUCAUUUCCACCACAAUCUCCUUGUAGGUCUACAGCUUCUUCAGUGAAAAUGAAGGCUAAAGUUCUUAGUCAUGCUCCGUUGCACAUUGAAUCAUCUACUAGAAAUUCAGAUUCUUCUUCAGGAUCAAACCAAAGUCCGGAAAAUGACUUGUCACAAUCACCUCCAAAUCAGGCUAAUCCUGCUGGAGCAAUUCCUCCCCCACCUCGUCCCCCGCCAUUCGCAACAGGAAGUAGUAUUAAUAUUUCGAAAGGCCCGCCCCCUCCACCGUCUUUGCCUUUCCAACACUUGGCAGUAGGCAAAGAUGGAAGUCCACUCCCAAAACUGAAACCACUUCACUGGGACAAAGUAAGAGCUGCAUCAGACCGCAAGACUGUUUGGGACAAGCUGAGACCAAGCUCGUUCGAAUUUGAUGAGGAAAUGAUUGAGUCACUAUUUGGUUACAAUCUGCACAAUUCAAUGAAGACCGAUGAAGGGAAAAGCAAAACUCCAUCUCCAAGCAAGCAUGUUCUUGAUCCUAAAAGACUACAGAACAUAAGCAUACUAUCCAAAGCUUUGGGUGUGACUGUUGAACAAGUUUGUGAAGCACUAAUAAAAGGAAAUGGAUUGCAUUUGCCACAACUAGAGGCUCUUGCUAAAAUGGUACCUACUAAAGAAGAAGAAGACAAACUCUCAAGUUAUAAAGGAGAUAUUAAUGAACUAGGGUCAGCUGAGAAGUUUGUAAUGGCAAUGCUUAAGAUUCCAUUUGCAUUCUUGAGAAUUGAAGCCAUGCUUUAUCGCGAGACAUUUGAUGAUGAUGUUCAUCUUCUCAAGAAGUCUUUCUCUAUGCUAGAGGAGGCGUGCAAGGAACUCAGAUCAAGCCGACUGUUCUUAAAAUUGCUAGAAGCAGUGUUGAAAACUGGAAACAGGAUGAACAUUGGGACGAUAAGAGGAGGAGCAAGAGCAUUCAAACUUGAUGCACUACUUAAACUAUCUGACGUGAAAGGAACUGAUGGAAAAACUACACUACUUCAUUUUGUCGUUCAAGAAAUCAUUCGAUCAGAAGGCUUAAAAGUAUCCCAAAGCAUAAUGGGAAAGAUAGACCAGAAACGCAAGAAUAAAACUGUCCAAGACAGAGAGGAAGACUACAAAAGGAUGGGUCUUGAUCUUGUUUCUGGUCUAGGCACUGAGUUAUGCAAUGUCAAGAAAACAGCCACAAUGGACUUGGAUGUAAUAGCAAGUUCAGUAUCAAAUCUCUCAGAAGGAAUGAACAAGAUAAAAGCACUAGUAACAAAUGACUUGCCUGCAGUUGAAAAGAAUGGAGGUAAUUUUGUGCACUCAAUGACAGCAUUCUUGAAUUAUGCAGAAAGGAAACUAAGGGAAUUGCAGGAAGACGAAAAUCGAGUACUUUUACGUGUUAGAGAAGUCACAGAAUACUUCCAUGGAAAUGUGAGCAAAGAAGAAUCCAACCCUCUCCGGAUUUUUGUGAUUGUGAGAGAUUUCUUGGGCGUGUUAGAUCAUGUAUGCAAAGAGCUUAGAAGCUCAAAAACUCCCAAUAGUCCUAACCCUUUAGCUCCAUUUCGAUAGGCUCUGUGUGUUAAUAGUUUUUUUGUUUCUUCUUUUAACAAAUUCAACUAUUGUAUAAGAUUUUGUAUCAAGAAUUCGCAAGUCAUUUGCCUCAA
Messenger RNA from Nicotiana attenuata, 2942 nucleotides. RefSeq names its product formin-like protein 11. Bases 121 to 2847 code for a protein of 908 amino acids. NCBI's taxonomy places the organism in Eukaryota, Viridiplantae, Streptophyta, Magnoliopsida, Solanales, Solanaceae. The transcript is spliced from 4 exons. Gene Ontology annotation, biological process: actin nucleation; actin cytoskeleton organization. The record is from RefSeq and is a predicted model, not a curated record. Gene Ontology annotation, molecular function: actin filament binding.